CUUUAAUUGGGUGGUUUCUGUUAAGAACGCUCGUUGUACUAACGCCAUCUCGUGUGACGUGAUAAUAUAUUAGACGUAGAAAUGCAAAAAAUAAACUUAGAUGAUGUUUACCAAAGAUUUUUCAAGUCAUAUAAAAAAGCACAUGCCAACAAGAAAAGUGAUAACGUACAAAAAGAUGCAAAUCUUGUAUGGACCGAAGCAAAAGCUCGAUACGGCACUGAUACAAACGGAUUCAGUACUUUUAUACAACAACGUAUAAACCAUUACGACACUCAAGAUAAAAAAAGAAAAGUUGGCUUAUUGUCAUAUUUUAGUAAGAAUAAUUAUAACCUAGUCAAUCAAAAGAAAGAGUCUGAAAUCGUUACAAAAAUGAUAACUAAUUUGGCUCCUAACCAUGAUAAUACUCCUCUUCCUAUUGCAAAAAGCAUCGAUGUUGAGUGCACUGUUGGAAAUAGUAUAUCUUCACCAAAAGCUUAUAAAAAAACNGUAUUUUGCUUCAAAGAAAAAAAUUAG
Molecule: messenger RNA, 513 nt
Organism: Centruroides sculpturatus (bark scorpion)
Lineage: Eukaryota; Metazoa; Arthropoda; Arachnida; Scorpiones; Buthidae
Exons: 2
Coding region: 82-513 (143 amino acids)
Source: RefSeq, a predicted model, not a curated record